Molecule: messenger RNA, 1260 nt
Organism: Alternaria postmessia
Lineage: Eukaryota; Fungi; Ascomycota; Dothideomycetes; Pleosporales; Pleosporaceae
Exons: 6
Coding region: 1-1260 (419 amino acids)
Source: RefSeq, a predicted model, not a curated record
AUGGAGUACCAUGCCAUUGUUUCGAGACAGGAAGGGGGGCCGCCGAUGAUGCCAGCUCGGUCACCAGAAUACAUGGCUGAGAACCAGGCUGGACGCCUGCUGGCAGUGGAAGGUUCCUUGUUCGCGUUGUCGACAGCCGCUAUACUGAUGCGAUUCUACGUCCGGAUCUUCAUGCUGAAGACCUUUGGUUGGGAUGACGCUAUGAUGGCGAUUGCUUUGGCUCUUAGUUCCACCACCUUGGGACUAUUCUUAAAGGUCAUCGGUCUGGGUCUCGGAAAACACGCCGAAGCCUUCCCACUGGAGAACAUAUUCCCAUUUUUCAAAGUCAUGUACUUCUACUCGAUAUUCAUCAUCGCUGCCUACAGCUUCAUCAAGCUCUCCAUCGGAUUCUUCUUGUUGCGACUUGCGGACCGAACCAAAUGGCGGCCAUUCCUUAUCGGCAUGCUGGUCUUUAUUGGUGUUUUUACCAUUGGUUCGACCUUUGCUAUCAUUUUCCAAUGUAUUCCGGUGCAAGCAGGGUGGGACUACACCCUACGCCCACCGACCGGAACUGCAAAAUGCUACGACGCUAAUAUCUUUAAGAACGUUGGUGUCUUCAACUCGUCCAUCAACAUCGCCACCGAUCUGCUUUUCGCUCUGAUUCCCAUACCAAUGGUGUGGCGGUUGCAGGUUACAAUCCAAACGCGCAUUGGGUUGGCAGUCAUCCUGAGUCUGGGACUUUUCGCCUCUGCAAUAGCCAUCUACAAAACACCGAUGCAGUACAACUUCUUCAAAAUUACGGAUUGGUCCGGUGACGGAGCAUGGUAUUAUAUCUGGCAGCAAGUCGAAAUGCACGUGGGCAUCAUCGCCGCCUGUCUACCUACCAUGAAACCCCUUUUCGCGAACUUCUUCGGCCAAAUGCGUUCCCUCGCUACAAAAGGCCGCACCACUGGGUCCAACGGCCUCAACAGCACGCCUUUCCGUUCCAAUGGAUACAUGAAGCAAGAUGACAUGCGCCCCGGUAACUCAUUCGCUAUGAAAAACAUGAGUGAAAAUUCCUCGUCGACCGGCCGGGACCCGUAUACUGAGGACGCUGUGCUGGGUAAGGAUACAUAUCAUGCCGAGGCGGGACGGGGAAGGGGAAUGAGCAGACCGAGGAGUCAAGCUGGGGAGAGCGAUGAAAGUAUCUUGGAUCAUGAGGUUGGCAGGGGUAACAGGAGGAGUGUGCUCCCCAGGGGUAUGACGAUCGUAAGGACAACCGAGGUAAACAUCUCGAGGUAG